Molecule: messenger RNA, 2841 nt
Organism: Danaus chrysippus (African queen)
Lineage: Eukaryota; Metazoa; Arthropoda; Insecta; Lepidoptera; Nymphalidae
Source: the annotation of a GenBank genome assembly
AUGUGGAAGGCUUCAGUAGCCGUGGCCUUAGUGGCCCUAGUGGGCCUAGCGUCGGGCCAGACGUGGCUGUCCAAUAUCACGGAUCACUUUCGUGAGGGCACUUCUAAUGUGAUGCGGAUGUCGGAGGUGAACUACUCCAGGCCCAUCAUCAACGUGACGUACAUGGCGCGGGUGGAGGUGGACAUGCGGGCCAUGGGACACCUCUACAACUCAACUUACACCAUCAUAGACUUCAUCGCUAACAAACAGGCGUAUCCUGAAGGUUUCGUGUCUGUGUCAGACGGCCACGUGGAGCUCGCGUCUCCUCGCUCCGAGUGGAGGUCUCUGCUGGCUCACUACGCGGGCCCCUUGGCCGUCGCUGUGCUCGUCAUACUGUUCGCUGCCGUGCUGCCGCUCUCAGGGUUGUUCUGGUGCUGCUGUCAGUGGUGCAGGGUGGGGCGGCGGCGGCGGCCGUUCGACCGCAAGUAUGACGCCUGCCUCAAGGGGAUCCUCGCCAUAGUGUUCAUCGGGCUGCUGACGCUGUUCCUGUUCGGCGUGGUGUGCGCCUUCGUCACCGACUCUCAGAUGGAGACGGGAGCGAGCGCCGCGCCCGGCGUGGUCCGCGCGGCCGUGAGGGACGCCCGCACCUUCCUGGACGCCAGCGCCGGCCACGCGCGACACCUGCUCGUCGAUAACUUCCGCGAGCUGGAGACUCAGCUGAACCGCUCGCUGGCGGCGGGCGGCGCGGUGGUGCUGCGGCAGCUGGACGAGUUCACCAACGCGACCUCCGUGCGCCGCCUCGAGCUGGUCGCCUCGACGCUGGAGCGUGUGCCGGACGAGCUGCGGCGGGUGCAGGCCGCCACGGCCGCCCUGCGCGCCGGUGCCGACUCGCUGGACGAGGGUCUGCGCCGCGUCAAGGCCUCGCUGUUCAACACGCUGGCUCGCUGCCAGGAGCCUCAGUGCGUCACUCUACAGGAGAAGUACAAGAUCGGCCAGCUCUACACCGACAUUCAGUACGACAAGAUAAUCGAUAAAUAUUUUCCAACGAUCCCGGACGUGUCGGAGCUGCUGGACAACGUGUCCCGGCUGGUGGACGGUGACAUGGUCCGCGACGUGCGCGCCGGGCUGCAGGUGUUCACGGGCAUCCGGCGGACCGUGGACCAGCACGCGCCGCGCGUCAGGGAGGCCGUGGCCGCCACCGGGGAGCGGCUGGCGAGGGUCGCGGACGAGGUCACGUGGGCGGCCGGCAACCUCAGCGAGCGGCUCAGGACCUCGCGCGCGCCGGACGUGCUACAGGAACACCUGAGACACUACGGGCCCUACGUGAGACAUCCCACCAGGGCGGUGGCCGCGGCAUUGUUGGCGAUCGUGGUGGUGAUGUCGUGGGGCCUGGUGUGCGGCGUGUGCGGCAAGCGACCCGACGUGUAUGGUGCUAGUGACUGCUGCAACAAGGGAUCUGGAGCCUCCUGUAUCACAUGCGGAAUGGCGCUGACGUUCGCGGUGGGCGGAGUGGCCGCGGUGGCGAUGCUCGUGUACUUCGUGUUCGGGCUCGCGGCGCAGAGACUCGUGUGUGACCCGCUGUCCGAGCCUCGCGGGAGCCGCGUGUUCGUGGACGUGGAGCGGUUCGUGGAGCUGGAGCGGUCUCUGUACAACGAGCGCUCCGACCCCGACUUCAACCUCACCUCGGUGCUGGUGGACUGUCACGCGAACCGGACCAUAUACCACACGUUGCGUCUCCGCCGCGCCUUCGACCUGGAGUCUGUCCGCGAGCGCGUGUCCUCGGACGUGUCGUCUCGCGUGUCGUCUCUCCGUACGGACUACCCUCCCCGCGGCCGACCGCUCCGUAUCCUGGCGCCGGCCGCUCGUGCUCGCCUGGACCGGCUCGCCGCGUCCGGUCUGUCCGACUUCGACUUCGACCGCAUCCUCGGCGCGCUGGAGACCAACGUGACGUCCCUGUCCCUGGAAGCGCUCGCGGCCCAGCUCCGCUCCACGUCCCGCGCGCUCCAGUCCCGCCCCGGCUUCCGGACGGUGGCGGGCGAGCUGUCCGCGGCCGCCGAUGACGUGUCCUCGCUACACCGGGACGUGGUCGGACCCAUGCUCGAGCGGACCAGGGAACUCAACAAAACUGCUUCCGAGCUCCGCGACGCGCUCCGGUUCAACGAGUCGUCUCUGCGGGAGGCCAUCCUGUCGUGUGUGAGGGACACCAACGAGGUGGAGCUGUUCCUGAACACUCAGGGGCCCGACCUGGUGCAGAACUUGACGCGUGAGUUCGCGGAGACCCUGGGCGAGCGUCUGCAGCAGUACCUGUCGAUGGUGUCGCGGGCGGCCGAGCGGGACGUGGGCCGCUGCGGGCCGCUCAGCAACGCAUUCAACGCCACACGAGACGCCGCCUGCCGGGCGUUCGUGCUGCCCGCGAACGGCUACUGGGUGUCCGUGUGUUGGUGCGCCCUGUUGAUGCCGGUCGUGUUGUGUGUGUCCGCGCGUCUCGCCCGCCUGUAUCGUCGCGCCGAGCCCUACCCCGGCCCGCUGGUGGAGGCCGAGUAUUUGUAUGACGCGUACACGGACCGCGAUAACGUUCCCCUCGCCAACGCCUACAAGGAGAAACGUGGCGGAGGAAGUGGCGCGGGGCCGGGGGGGCUCGGGGCCAGCCAGGGAGUGGGGCCCGCGCGGAGGAGGCCUGAGGGACCGGACGGAGCGGGGGCCUCGCACGCCCUGGCGCCGCCUGUCGACACACACCACGCGCGCAGAUAUAAUGAUAUGGCGCCAAAGCACUGGGAAGAGGGUCCUCCCCGCUAUCACGGACCCACAGAGUACGAGCGACCUCCGCCAUACUACUAUCCCGGACCAAAUGAUAGACAGUAA